This is a messenger RNA of Rhineura floridana, 6815 nucleotides long. It is a transcript of the gene TRIM32, whose product is annotated as tripartite motif containing 32. NCBI's taxonomy places the organism in Eukaryota, Metazoa, Chordata, Lepidosauria, Squamata, Rhineuridae. Gene Ontology annotation, molecular function: protein binding; zinc ion binding. The record is from RefSeq and is a predicted model, not a curated record. Bases 215 to 2161 code for a protein of 648 amino acids. The transcript has 3 exons.
GGGCUCUUCGCGCAGGCGCAGAGCCCGGUGGGGACAAAGGGUUGGUGCAGCUGCGGGAAUCGAGUGAGAGAGAAAACGGAAGGGAAUUGUUGCGAAAAGAGAUAGCACAAGGCACAGCUUGCUUGCAUACCAUUAGGGAUCAUCCACUCCAAGUGAGACAGACUUGAAAAGGGCUGGGAUAAAUGCUACCAGUCUGAACCUUGACUGUGAAGCCAUGGCCGCUACCUCUCACCUCAAUGUGGAUGCGCUCCGUGAAGUCUUGGAAUGCCCCAUUUGCAUGGAAUGCUUCACCGAAGAGCACCUGAGGCCAAAGCUGCUGCACUGUGGACACACCAUUUGCAAGCAGUGCUCCGAGAAGCUCCUUGCAAACAGCAUCAAUGGGAUACGCUGCCCCUUCUGUAGCAAAGUCACGAGAAUCACAAGCUUGGUCCAACUGACCGAUAACCUGACUGUGCUGAAGAUCAUAGACACGGCGGGUCUCAGUGAAACGGUCGGCAUACUCAUGUGCAAAGCUUGUGGGCGGCGACUUCCCAAGCAUUUCUGCAAGAACUGCAGCUUGGUCUUGUGUGAGGCGUGCAAAGAGGCUGAGCACAUGCAGCGGGGCCACAGCGUGGUUGCUAUCAAAGAGGCGGCCGAUGAACGGAGGAGGGAGUUCGGGGCCAGGCUGGGGCGUCUGCGAGAGUUCAUGGGGGACCUGCAGAAAAGAAAGGCAUCUUUGGACGGGGUUUCGAAGGACCUCCAAGGAAGGUACAAAGCAGUCCUACAAGAGUAUGGGAAAGAGGAGCGUAAGGUCCAGGAGGAGCUGGCCAGGUCCCGCAAGUUCUUCACCAGCUCCCUCUCUGAGGUGGAGAAAGUGAACAGCCAGAUCAUGGAGGAACAGGCCUACCUGCUGAACAUCGCCGAGGUACAGAUUGUGUCACGGUGCGAUUACUUCCUUGCCAAAAUUAAACAGGCUGACAUAGCCCUCUUAGAAGAAGAGGGCGAUGAGGAGGAACCCGAACUGCUGAACAGCCUUCCCAAAGAGCUGACCCUGCAAGAAGUGGAACUCCUCAAAGUAGGCCAUGUUGGGCCACUGCAGAUUGGACAGGUGGUCAAAAAACCUCGGAGCAUCAAUCUGGAGGAGUCGCUGCUGGAGACAGUAGCAGUGGCCUCUGUCUCCUUCAGGGAAGCGGAUGUGGCUGAGGAAGAGGCCGGCGUAGUGCACAAAUGCUCUUCGCCCACCAAGCCACGCAUCUCCGAAGCAGCUGCCAGCAUCCAGCAAUGCCACUUCCUCAAGAAGAUGGGCUCCAAGGGCAGCACGCCAGGGACUUUCAACCUGCCCGUCAGCCUCCAUGUCACUCCCCAGGGGGAGGUGCUGGUGGCAGAUCGGGGAAACUUCCGAAUCCAAGUCUUCACCCGCAAGGGCUUCCUAAAGGAGAUCCGCCGGAGUCCCAGCGGCAUUGACAGCUUUGUCCUCAGCUUCCUUGGUGCGGAUCUGCCCAACUUGACUCCCUUGUCAGUCACCAUGAACUGCCACGGGCUCAUUGGUGUGACUGACAGCUAUGACAACUCCGUGAAGGUGUACACACUGGACGGGCACUGUGUGGCGUGCCACAGGAGCCAACUGAGCAAGCCAUGGGGCAUCACCGCCCUCCCGUCGGGGCAGUUUGUAGUGACGGAUGUGGAAGGGGGAAAGCUUUGGUGCUUCACGGUAGACCGUGGCGUCGGGGUGGUGAAGUACAGCUGCCUGUGCAGUGCCGUGCGGCCAAAGUUUGUGACUUGCGAUGCCGAAGGGACCAUCUACUUCACCCAGGGGCUGGGCUUGAAUCUGGAAAACCGCCAACAUGAGCACCACUUGGAAGGCGGCUUUUCCAUUGGUUCUGUUGGCCCGGACGGGCAGCUUGGCCGGCAGAUCAGCCACUUCUUCUCAGAGAACGAGGACUUCCGGUGUAUUGCUGGGAUGUGUGUGGACGCCCGGGGGGAUCUGAUUGUUGCGGACAGCAGCCGGAAAGAAAUCCUGCAUUUCCCAAAGGGGGGUGGCUAUAACAUCUUAAUUCGAGAAGGACUCACGUGCCCCGUCGGCAUAGCCAUGACGCCCAAGGGGCAGCUCUUGGUCUUAGACUGUUGGGACCACUGCAUUAAGAUCUACAGUUACCACUUGAGGAGGUACUCCACGCCUUAAGCAGAGAAAGACACUUUUGUGUGUGGAUGUGCUAGAUUCUUGCAUUGUCCGCAGCAAAUCGACUGAUAUUUGGUGCCAUAGAUUUCAAGCAGGCUAUGCCACAAUCCUGGUUGAACUGGUGCAGUGGCCAUCAUUUGUUUUUGUUUCCGCUUAGAAGAAAAAUAGACCAUCUACAUGUGACAGUGUUGUGUUUUUUUAAAAAAAUACAGGUUAAGGUCAUCUCCUGGUUCAAUGGAAAAUGCUGUUAAAAAGAGCUGCAAUUUCUCUUAGUAGUGAGCAAUCCCUCCUGUCCUGCACCACCAGGUCUUCCCCCCACUUUCCCUCACUCCCUCUAACAGCACUCGCCUCCUUUAGUUGCCCUGUUCACCACAGUAGUAGGUAGCUUUCCCCCCACAAUUGAAUCCUUUUCAUUUCACAGUUGCAUGGUCAGAGCCGUCCACCACAGCAGUUUGAAAGCGCAACUUCUCUACUUAAAAAACCCAGGAUCUCGUCCAUCCUUAUGGCACCAAUACAACCCUACUGUUUGACUAGCGUGAGUGUUCAUUUGUGUGUGAGAGGCUGACUUUGAGCCCUUUGUUCAAUGUAAAGUAGGACUGGUGCCGUUGCAGGAAACCUGACUCGGAGAAGCCAGGAAUUGUCUCCCAGAAUUCUGCAGUCAUUAACAUUUUAAGCGGCCAGGGAAGGGUUGCAGGGUGGGAACACCAACCCCACACAGGGUGGGAUUGAUCGGGGUUUACUUGUUAUUCAGGACUCUUGUGUUAUCUGUUGCUUGGAAAAUGUCUUGGAAGGUCAUGUUUCUUGUUGACGUUUUGCCAAGGGAGGGAGAAAUUGGGAGUAAAUGAGAUCAAAUGUGACAAAUGAUAUGUUUAGCCGUGCACCUUCAAUGUCCUGCCUUCCACACCACUGCACUGCCUGAUGGGUUUCCACUGGUCUGUGCUGUAUAGAAAAGCUACUUGUCCGCAAGAUAGGAGAAAGGGGCUUUUUAUUUAAUUACAUGACAUUUCUCUCUCUCUCUGCCAAGGCUUCCCAUCUCAAUUCCUUUCACAGCAAAAUGCCACAUUGCCAGCAAUGCUGCUAGGCCUUAUUUAAGGCAACAGACAGGUUUGCUCAUCAGCCGACAGGCAUAUGGCUCAGGUCAGAUGAAGUGUGAAACCGCAGCUGGGUGAAUUAGCCCACCCAAGGCAUGCCCAGAUGGGACGACAAACGCACCCUCCAAUGUGCCUGAAAUGGCUCAGAGAAAGAAAACCACCUUGUUAAGCAUAAAUAGGACGCAGUUGCCCAGCAUUAAUCUGCUAGAAUUAACGGUGUCAGCUGUCAGUGGUGCCCUUGCAAAAGAACAGGCCUAGGGGAAUGAUUAUGAGCUGGUCCUGCGGUGGCUUGGGAUGUUGGCGGGUAAAAUUUCAGAUGAGACCUAGGACCAGGGAUAUCGUGGCCCUCGGAUUCUCAGCGUAGGCUACAGAGGGCCGUAAGCACAGCAUAGGCACUUGUGUUGAGGCUAUGCCGAGCAGAUUUGAGUGUUAAUUUGCCUCUGAAUGUGGCAAGUCUCAUUUAGAACAGAGAAUCACCAGAAUCAUUGUGGCCACAAGAGCUGGAUUACAAGCAUUCUUCCUACCAAUUUACUAAUGCAAGGAGGGGGACAGGUAGGCUGCUGUCUUUUCAAUUUUCUUUUGAUUUUUCUCAAAGUUAAGUCAGGGAAGCAUGGCAUGUAAUUUUUGUUAAGUGUGAUGUGAAGCAGAAGAGGAGGAGUGUAGAGGGACAAUACUCUGUGCGUAGUAAAUGAAACAGAUGUCUUAGAUGAUAGCCUUGGUGAGUGAAGGACUUCCUCCUCUACCACUGAAGCCCCUACCCAAGCCUUCUCUUAAAAAAAACAGCCAAGGUGCCACAUCUCCAGGCUUUUCUUUGCCAUAUCAUAGGGACUAGAAUUUUACUUUUAAUUCUAACACAAGCUGAGUUUUUUCUUACUGGAUUCCAUGUGAGAUACUGUAUAGUGAACUGCAGGCACAGUGACAUUACACUAUUUUUUUUUUAUGCCUUGAUUGCAGCCAAGCACUGCUUCUAAAAUGAGCAGAUUGCAUUUGUGUUAAUGCCCCAAGUACAGUGACAGUGACUUACAGUCCCAAAUGUAUGCCUGAAAUGGAAAAGCUGAUGAUGUGGACUGCCCCCUUCCUAUGCGAAUUUUAGCAUUAAUGGGUGUGUCCUGCCAUGGGGCCUUUAAGCCAAAUCAAGAGACAAAGGGCGGCUUCCAUAUGUAGAGACAAUUUGGAUUGCAGAUGAUCGCCUGGACAGUGGAACUCUUUUGUCUAAUUGCUGCGCUGCCUUCACCCCAGCCCUUUGAUAAACAUUACAUUUAUGGUUGCUUCCUAUCAUUUUUUGCAAUUUUGAAAUGUCUGCUUUUAUGAGCUGGCUGUUGCAGACAGCCUGUGCCAGUCUGGCUCGCAGAAGCAAUAUUGCAUUUUAUAAAUAAGCACUUCCCUCAUAUGUCAUUCCAGGGAGCAUCUUUUGUACUAAAUAUUCCACUACAGAGAGCAUUUUGGACAGCCAUAGAUUCAUUUAAGUGGACUUAAAGCCCGCUCUGUUCUGCUGACGGCGCAGUUGACUGCCCUGGCUUUAGCCAAAUAGCCACAUCACAGUUUAAGCUAAGUCUCCACCAUUUGUUCCACUCUGUGAUUGCAAAUGGGCAGAGGGGAGGGGAAUAGCAUAUCUUGGUUUAUGAUGCACUUGUGGCUCUCAGAGGUCACCCCCUACCCUCUUUGUAUGGCAGGAGAGACUCUUGUUCCCAUCUGCUCUGCUGUUUUGUUUUCAGCACAGAUGGGGAAAGAAACGGGAUGCUUGUACCUCAGCUGGAAUCCACGUGCCUCUCCUGGCAAAGUGAAACACUCUGCAAGGUCCUUUCCCUGGACCGAAAAGCACUUGCCCACUGCCCCCCAACUGCUUUGAUGGGAAAAGAAUCCCUUUUGCAGGUAGCUGCUAAUCAUAAUAUAUGCUCUUCAACAUUUUUAUUAAGGACUUGGAUGAGGAGGUGCAGAGAAAGUUUGUCAAGUGUGCAGAUGAUACAAUUUUUUUUGGGGGGGGGAUAGCUAAUACCAUGGAGGACAGAAACAACAUUCAAAAGGAUUUUGAUAGGCUAGAGCACUGGGCUGAAAACAACACAAUGAAAUUUAACAGGGAUAAGUGUAAAGUUCUAGGAAAAAAAGAUACCAAAUGUACAGUUAUAAGAUGAGGAUACUUGGCUUAGCAAUACUACAUGUGACAAGGAUUUGGAAUUGUUUCUCACAAGCUGAAUGAGCCAACAGUGUGAUGUAGCUGCAAAUGCUAUUUUAGACUGCAUUAACAGAGGUAGAGUUUCUAAAUCACGUGAAGUACUAGUUCUCCUUUAUUUGGCGCUGGUUAGGCCUCAUCUUGAGUAUUGUGUCCAGUUCUGGACACUUCACUUUAAAAAGAAGCACACAAGCAAACAAAUUCAGAGGAGGGCAACAGGGAUGAUCAGGGAACUGGAAAAACAGCCCUGUGGGGAGAGACUGAAAGAACUGGGCAUGUUUAGCCUUGAGAAGACCGAGGGGAGAUAUGAUAGCACUCUUCAAGUGCUUCAAGGUGUCACACAGAGGAGGGCCAGGUUUUCUUCUCGAUCAUCCCAGAGUACAGGACACAGAAUAAAGGGCUCAAGUUGGAGGAAGCCAGAUUCAGCUGAACAUCAGGAAAAACUUCCUGUUAAAGUGGUACGAUAACGGAACCAAUGACCUAGGAAGGUGGUGGGCUCUCCAACACUGGAUACAUUCAAGAGGCAGCUGGACAGCCACCUGUCAGGUAUGCUAAGUUAGAUUUCUGCAUUGAGCAGGGGGCUGGACUUGAUGGCCUUAUGGGCACCUUCCAACUUUACUAUUCUAUGAUUCUAGGUGCUGUGCCCCUACUCACUUUGCUCACCAACUCCCUCCCUUUACAGGUCACCAAAGCCACCCACCAUCUCCCUUUACAUCGGCCUGCCUCCAUCUCCAUUUCCUGCUGGUCCUGCAGCUCUCAGAAGUCUAUUGGCACACUGAACUUUGCAGCCGGCAGCCACGCAAAUUGCUGUGUAAUGACAUACAGAAUAUAUCCUACAUUGCAAGUAACAAAGCAAAACAAGAUGUUGCACCAUAUACUCAGACCCCAACAGGAACGCUCCUGGUUAGGGUGCCAGCUAGCUAUGCCUUCUUUCAGGACACCGAAACCCAAAAGAGGCUCAAAUACGACAAUCCUCCACCCGCAUUCCCAAGGUUCAUUUUCCAAUUGAUACUAAACCUUCUCUGACUUCUGCAGGCUGCUGAACAUGAUCAGGCCUCUGUGGGCUGUAUUUGGAGUCCCUAGCCCUUUGCCUUUUUUAAAAAUUACAAAUAUAUAUAUGUCUGUGUACAUAGGGAGUUGCCUAAAUGUGCACAAAUAUAUAUAUAUAUGGGGGGGAGCGCUCCUGUUUCUCUUCCAAACCCAACAGGCACUCGGCCACCUACGCUAGCUGUUGAUGUAUACAUAUGUGAAUUAACAAAUAGUUUGGUAACAGUUUUGUCACCUGCACAAAUAAUGUGUUUUAUUAUGACUUUUUGUUUCAAUCCCCUCUCUGUGCCUGCGUUUGCUGGGUUCUUAGAAGGCUGCGUAAUAGAGAGAAAAUUGAAUUAAACAUGCA